Cuscuta europaea is the source of this 2148-nucleotide messenger RNA. The record is from the annotation of a GenBank genome assembly. NCBI's taxonomy places the organism in Eukaryota, Viridiplantae, Streptophyta, Magnoliopsida, Solanales, Convolvulaceae.
AGUUAGUUUGGGCAUUUUUUCGUUACUACAAGCCAACGUUUUAAACUUCCGUUUCUUCCCUUGUUUGAUCGCUCACCUACUUGAAAAACGGCCACUGUCGAAACUCUGACCAACCAUCUUUGUGUUGCUUCUCUGUCCCUUCGGUCACUGUUGGAGUGUUCGAGUGGUGGCAACUUGCGAACGCUCGAAUCGGCCCCUCAUACGCAACGACGGCAAGGGAAACCCUCCCCGGCCGUCGCCUGCAUCCUCAACCGUGCCUAUUCUCCGAUGUUCACAUUCUGGAACUACAUGUCAAGCAACCUGUGUCCCAGUGGUAUCUUUCUCUGAAGACGUCGCCCAAGUUUUAUCCUCUAAUUUCCAAGUUUUCUAGACCCACAACAGUGAGAAUAUGUAUUGACCUUGAUGUUUCUAAAGACUUGCUCAAUAAAAUUUGGAUUAAUAAUGGUGUUUCAGGAUUUGUUCAGUCUGUAACGUAUGAAAAUUUUCCCGCUUUCUGCAAUCUGUUCUAGGUUGAAUCAUCUGAACACAAAAUGUCCCAGGACUUCAAUUAAUUUGGAACCAAAACCAAUUAUGCUACAUUUGGUUGAGGUUAAUUGUGUUUCGGAUGAAGAUGUUUCUGUCCAUGUAGAUGCUCCAACUAAUGCCCCUAUAUUUGUUACAGAAAGUCCCCUCCCCUAUUUGAUUAUGCACUAACAGCUGCUUAUCCGGUUACCUGUAAUACUCCACUUACAGAUUGUGCAAACAGUGCCCCUGUUGCACCUCCAAUUCAUGCCCCUGUUACAAAUGGAGCAAACAGUGACCCUGUUGCUCACCCAAUUCAUGACAUUUCUGCCAAUGAAGACCCAAGUUUCCCUGUUGAUGCUUCUUUUUAUGCCCCUAUUAAUAUAGAUGAUGGUGUCACUGGUAACCAUACAAGUGUUGCCCCUACUGUUGAGAAUGCUUUUCCAGAUUGUGCUAAGGAACUGGCUACUCUUAUUAUUGUCAGUGACGAAUUUCGAGAGACUCACGUCUCUGCAGCCCAUGACUCUGAUGUUAUGGUAACCUGGGAUGAGCCCCCGGUGGCUACCUGUAAUAAGGCGGUAAACGAUGGUGUUGCUCAUCCCCUUUUGACAGUAAAAGCUGAACUGAAUGAUGCUCAAUGUGAUCUUGCUCGUGCUGCCAAUGUUGUUAAUAUGGAAUUACCUGGAAAUGAUGAUGUCCAAUUUGAUCCAACGCGUAACAUUAUCUCAAUUGCCCAUUACUUAUCCAAUGAUGAUAAUCUAUCUGAGGAAGAUGCGAGGAAAAUCAUGCUUUUGUUCAGACAAUUUCAUGUCCUGUUCAAAAUACCCCUUGCUUUUGGGGGACUUCGAUUUUGAUUCAUGUUUUUUAUUUUUGAAUAAUUUGUAUUUCUAAUCAAACGUUAUUCUUAGUUGAAAUAAUAUGAUAACAUAUCUUUUGGGUUUGAUUGGACAUUUGGACCUAUUACAUUUCCUUUAAUCCUCACAUUACAUAUUGCUCCCAAAUGUUAUGACCUUAUCAUACUAGGUAUUUUUUGUGUGAGGUCUGCGUGCAUUCAUUUAGGAGUUGAAAGGUAUAAAAGUUGAAUACAACAAAGACGAGCGUGUUGAGUACUCUAAGUAUAUCUUGCUGGUGCUUUUACCUUUCUUGAGACAAUACAAUGCACAACAAAUAAGGGAGAAGGAGACUGAAGCAUUGAUUCAAGAGCAGAAUUUGAGCACAUAUUAUUAUGGCUCUCGAUGAUGUCAUAAAAACCACAACCACAUGUUCAAAACGCGACUCAGAGGAUCAAGCAGGAUCAGCAUUGGCUCUGUAUGCAAUGGUUCGCAUUUCAUAUGAAUUGCUGUGGUCGGGUGGCUCCUCUACACCACACGGUGAAAUCGCGAGUGGCCUCGCCCUACCACACGCAUAUUUGAAAAAGCUCAAACUGCAAUGCCGUUUGAGGUCGAAAGCCUCCUCAAUCUCAUGCAACAUAUCCUCUUCCAUGGCCAAAAACAAGGAUCGAGAUUGGAUGGUAUCGCGUAUAAAGCAAUUUUUUGUUGGAAGGGUGAUUUCUGCCAUGUUUCCUUCCUUUUUUAUUUUACUUUUUGUACAUAACUUUGACAUUGUUUUUUUCAUCUACAUUGAGUUUUAUUUAAGGUUAAAUGCGUU